AUGUCCGCACCCCCAACGCCCGCGACGCUCCCGGAGGAGCCGGAGAACCCACCCGGCGUGCACUCCGUCUGGAUCAUCAACAAGUCCGGCGGUCUCGUCUUCCGCGACGUGUACGCGGACAUCGCGCCGAUAGACACGAACGAGACGCUGCGCCUCGCGUCGAUGUGGCACAGCAUGCACGCGAUCGCCGCGCAGCUCGGCCCGGAGCUCCGCGGCGAGCUCCCGAGCGAGACGGACGGCUUCCACCUCCACUGCGCGCAGACGCCGACGGGGACGAAGCUGAUGCUGACGUGCGCGCCGGGGACGUUCGCGGACCACGACGCCGGGCAGGCGGUGUUGAGGACGGUGCGCGACCUGUACGCGGACUACGUGAUGAAGAACCCGUUCUACGAGGCGGAGAUGCCGAUUCGAUGCGAGCUGUUCGAGAAGCGCUUGCGCGACGCGAUCGACGCGGUGAACGGGGCGGCGUGA
Molecule: messenger RNA, 471 nt
Organism: Micromonas pusilla CCMP1545
Lineage: Eukaryota; Viridiplantae; Chlorophyta; Mamiellophyceae; Mamiellales; Mamiellaceae
Exons: 2
Coding region: 1-471 (156 amino acids)
Biological process (GO): endoplasmic reticulum to Golgi vesicle-mediated transport
Cellular component (GO): TRAPP complex
Source: RefSeq, a predicted model, not a curated record